AUGGCUUCACGCCACGAAGCCCACGGAUCAGACUCCAGCUCACCCGCGGACGUACAAGACGGCAUUGCUAGAAAGCAGGUUUCGACGACUUUCGAUAUAGAACCGGCAGACGAUUUUGAAGACAGCUAUCAUGCCCGCCAUGGCACGACGCAAAACGACAAAAAAGACAUGGUCCGCAUGGGCAAGACACAAGAAUUGAGAAGAGAUUACCGGCCGCUGUCGGCACUCGCUUUCACUGUUAUCUUGCAGGGCACAUGGGAGGUCUUGUUGGUCGCAACCACCCAAGGUCUGGUUGAUGGCGGUAUCGCUGGCCUGUUCUGGAGUUAUGUCUGGACAUGGCUCGGCUUCAGUACUGUCAUGGCUUCAUUGGCCGAGAUGGCCUCCAUGGCCCCGACCGCUGGCGGUCAAUACCAUUGGGUGUCUGAGUUUGCCCCACCUCGAUUCCAGAAGGUGCUCAGUUACGUGACAGGAUGGAUGGCGACUCUAUCCUGGCAAGCUGGCACUGCUUCGGGACCCUUUCUUGUGGGCACUCUGAUCCAGGCGCUAAUUUAUGUCAACGACCCAAGUUAUGUCUGGCAAAACUGGCACGGCACGCUGCUGGUCAUUGGAAUUACCCUCGUUGUCUUCGCAGCCAAUGUCUGGGGUGCAAGAGGGAUGCCCAUGGCACAGAACCUGAUGCUUGUGGUCCAUGUCGCAGGAUUUAUCAGUAUCAUUUCCGUCUUUUGGGCCCUGGCGCCUCACAACUCAGCCGAAAUCGUCUUCACGCGCUUCACCAACGACGGCGGAUGGAACUCAAUGGGCCUAGCCUUGAUGGUGGGGCAAAUCUCUGCCAUCUAUGCCUGCAUUUGCUCCGAUGCCGCAGCCCACAUGGCAGAAGAGAUCAAGGACGCCGGUACUACCGUGCCUCGUGCGAUGGCCUGGGCUUACAUCUUGAAUGGCGGUCUCGGCUUCGUCUUCUUGAUCUCCUUUCUCUUCGCAAUGACCGAUCUUGAGGCUGCCCUGAACGACGACACUGGCUACCCAUUCUUGACGGUCUUGGCCAACGCAGUUAGUACCUCAGGUGUCAACGGCCUGACUGCGAUCGUUACUCUCCUCAUUUUUGCCGGCACACUCUCCUUCAAUCUCUCGACGUCUCGACAGACUUGGGCUUUUGCUCGCGACCAAGGUCUUCCCUUUAGCAAGUUCAUUGCCCAUGUCGACCCCAAGCUGAAGGUUCCAGCCAAUGCCGUCGGCGUCACAGCGGCCAUUACCAUCAUUCUAUCCUUGAUCAACAUUGGUUCGGAUGUUGCUUUCAACGCCAUCAUUUCGCUCAAUUUGGUCUCGCUCAUGCUGACCUACCAAGUCUCCAUCGGCUGCGUACUCUACCGUCGUCUGUAUAACCCGGAGCUCUUACCACAGGCACGCUGGAGUCUUGGCAAAUACGGCGUCCCCAUCAACGCAGCUGGAUUCCUGUACUCCUCUUACGCCUUCUUCUGGUGUUUCUGGCCGAAUGAGACGCCCGUCACCGUGGAGAACUUCAAUUGGUCGGUAGUCAUGUUUUUCGCCAUUUUGUUCUUCUGCCUGGUCGACUGGUUCGCUCGUGGACGAAAGAAGUUUGUCGGUCCCGUGGUUUUGACAGACGGCUGGACUGGACCUAGCACAGGCUGA
Molecule: messenger RNA, 1647 nt
Organism: Cyphellophora europaea CBS 101466
Lineage: Eukaryota; Fungi; Ascomycota; Eurotiomycetes; Chaetothyriales; Cyphellophoraceae
Exons: 7
Coding region: 1-1647 (548 amino acids)
Biological process (GO): transmembrane transport
Cellular component (GO): membrane
Molecular function (GO): transmembrane transporter activity
Source: RefSeq, a predicted model, not a curated record